AUGUCUGCCACAAAGUCCUCGCUUGGCCCAGUUCUCCAGUCAAUGGAGACAAGGGAAGAGGGGCAGAUCUUCGAUGUGACGCAGCUUGAUCAGAAUCGGUUUAAUAUUUGGAGCACCAUAGGUAUCCAAUUUUCAGUUAUUGCAGCACCCCUUGCUAUUGUCAGUUACACCACGCUCAUAACCGGGGUUGGAGGUAGCCCUUUCUACUUCUGGGGAUUCCUAGUUGCCGCAAUUGGUCAAACACUUGUGGCUGUUAGCUUGGCUGAACUAGCGAGUGCCUAUCCACAUACUUCUGGGCAAAUAUUUUGGACUGCCACUCUAAGCCCCCGCCAACUUGCGCCUUUUUUGAGCUAUUUCAAUGGUGCAAUGACUACAUUUGGAUGGAUCUUCGCUGCAUCUGGGAAUGCCGUAUUUGCGGCAGAUUUUUUGGCUAGCUUUGGGCAGUUGGUCUCUGACGCAUACGAGCCUACCUCAUGGCAAAUUUUCCUUCUAGCGCUUGCUAGCAUAAUAGUGGCGCUUGUAUUCAACACGCUGCUCAUUAACAGUCUACCAGGCCUCACUAUCUUUAUGGUGGGUUUUUUGAACGUGGCUGCCUUGUUUAUUUGCAUCACCUUACUCGCUGUCGUACAGCCGAAAGCAUCGGUAAAUACAGCAUUUAUUGACGUUGUCAACGAGACCGGCUGGUCCUCUGAUGGGCUGGUUUUCUUUCUUGGCCUUCUCCCUGGCAUGAUGACUGUCUGCCUUUUCGAUACGGCAGCCCACAUGGCGGAAGAGCUCCCCCACCCUCAGCGACAAGUACCAAUUGUGAUGGUUGCUAAUGCCAUCCUUUCUGCAUUGGGUGGUUUGAUAAUGGUCAUUUGCCUAAUAUUCUGCACCACUCAUCCGGAGAAUCUUCUUCAACCAUUGGCAGGCAUGCCAAUCAUUCAAAUUUGCUGGGACGCUUUGCCAUCGACAGCAUUCGUGAUUGUCGUAUGUCUCGUAUACUGCGUCAUGACCCUGAACGGCCUGGUCAGCAUUAUCACAGGUUGCAGCAGGGUAAUUUGGUCUUUCGCUAGAGUUGGCGGUUUGCCGCUGCGAAAUUUGCUAUCUGGAGUCAGCCAUCGUUUCCAGACGCCUUUCAACGCUGUAAUUGCAUCAUGUUUAGCGUGUGCCAUCUUCACUGCCCUUUGUUUUGCACCUCUCACUGUUCUGAGCGGACUGUUUGGUGCAUCGGCG
Molecule: messenger RNA, 1215 nt
Organism: Penicillium argentinense
Lineage: Eukaryota; Fungi; Ascomycota; Eurotiomycetes; Eurotiales; Aspergillaceae
Product: amino acid transporter
Exons: 2
Biological process (GO): transmembrane transport
Cellular component (GO): membrane
Molecular function (GO): transmembrane transporter activity
Source: RefSeq, a predicted model, not a curated record